GGAGGGCGGGACUUCCCGGAAGUGGGUAGCGGUGCUGGGGGCAGCUGUGGGGUGGCACCGGUGUCUGAGUGGGGGUCGCAGCUAUGUCGGAGCGGAAGGUGUUGAACAAAUACUACCCGCCGGACUUCGAUCCUGCUAAGAUCCCAAAGCUCAAACUCCCAAAGGACCGACAGUAUGUGGUGCGGCUCAUGGCCCCCUUCAACAUGCGAUGCAAGACGUGUGGUGAAUACAUCUAUAAAGGGAAGAAGUUUAAUGCCCGUAAGGAGACUGUUCAGAAUGAGGUGUACCUGGGACUUCCCAUCUUCCGCUUCUACAUCAAGUGCACGCGUUGCCUGGCGGAGAUCACUUUCAAGACAGACCCUGAGAACACAGACUACACCAUGGAGCAUGGCGCCACACGCAACUUCCAAGCUGAGAAACUAUUGGAGGAAGAGGAGAAAAGAAUGCAGAAGGAGAGGGAAGAGGAAGAGCUCAACAAUCCCAUGAAGGUCCUGGAGAACCGAACCAAGGACUCCAAACUGGAGAUGGAAGUUCUGGAGAACCUGCAGGAGCUGAAGGAACUCAACCAGCGCCAGGCAAAUGUGGACUUUGAGGCCAUGCUGAAGCAGUACAAGGAGUAUGAGGAGGAGCAGAAGCGCAAGGAACAAGAGGAGGAUGAGCAAGAGAUGAAAGCUAUGCUGGAGGAGGCCCAGAACCGGCGCCUGCUGGUAGACUCCGACUCCGACGAAGAGUCUGCAAAAUCAUGCCCGAAACCUGUGGCGAAAAUUAAACCUACGGACAUCUUGCAGGAGGAGCCUCAGCCCCCGUGUAAGAAGCUGAAAACUGAGACCUGGGAACGGAGCGUGGGCAAACUGAACACCAAGUCCCAGCUGGCCGGGCUGGUCACAGUGAAGAAGCAGAAGCCGGGUCCUGCCCUGGCUAACGGGACAGAGAACCGUGGCACCACGGCCAACACCGGCUCGUUUCCCACAGCAACGGGCACCACAUCCUCCUCCCUCGGCUUGUUGGGGGCGUACUCAGACAGCGAGGACAGCGCGAGUGACUGAUGAGUGACCGCAUGGGGAUGGCGGGCCUGUCCCCUGCUCCCAGCUGUGACAGCAGCUGCUCUCCAGAGCCCCACGCAGAGCUGGCCUCGCAGCCGCCAGGGCUUCCAGGCCAUCUGGAGUCCCAGCAUCUUCACCUGCCCACCCUGGGGUGUGCGUCCAUCCUCCAAGUGGGACGAGGCCCCAGCCACCCUCGCUGCCAGCAGCUGGGACCUGGAUGAGCCAACUGAGAAAUCGGCUUCCUUGGAGGAGGAGGAGGAGGGUAUCACUGCUGCGUUGGAGCCAGAGGAAAGGCUCUGCCCAAACCCAGCUUCCAGCCAGCCCCGGGAGCACGGUGUGUCGCAGCCCUGCACCCAGAAUGUGCUCAGCAGCGCAGGGGGCAGCUGGGACUAUUCAGUCUCUCAGAUCUGGUGGUGCCCGCUGCCCUCAUCCCGCGCUGAUCACACCUGGGUCUGGGUCUGGGAUGUGCUGACCCUCCCGCGGCAGUAAAUGGACCUCGGGGGCCUUCCCUCCUCCCCUGUGUCCCCACGGGGAGUGGGGGGAAGGCAGGACCUCAGCACCCCUCUUUUGCCCCGGGAGGACCUGCCACCACCACCUCUCUGGCCCUAGGUGUCUCCUGACCCCCCACCUUUGUGGGAUGAGCCCGAAUCCCCCCCCUGUUGUUUUGCUGUCAGAGGUGACGCAUUCAGCAGCACAAACCCGGGGGAGGCGGGGACUCCUCUGGCCCCGCACUGCAGGGACAGGGCUGUCCUGGCUGGGCUGCCACCAGCCUCCUUCCCCUGCCCCACUCCUCCCACACCAUCCCCCGCAGUUGGAGACAAACCCUCCCCGCCGUUCUGAGAGCGAUGGGGUUUGCUCGGUGCGCCGGCGGCCGCGACCCCGUAAUAAAUGGGCUGUGUCAGA
This is a messenger RNA of Athene cunicularia (burrowing owl), 1946 nucleotides long. RefSeq names its product YJU2 splicing factor homolog (gene YJU2). NCBI's taxonomy places the organism in Eukaryota, Metazoa, Chordata, Aves, Strigiformes, Strigidae. Bases 84 to 1046 code for a protein of 320 amino acids. The record is from RefSeq and is a predicted model, not a curated record. Gene Ontology annotation, cellular component: U2-type catalytic step 1 spliceosome. The transcript is spliced from 8 exons. Gene Ontology annotation, biological process: mRNA splicing, via spliceosome.